UUUAUUUCAGAGACGAGAAUGUGUUGAAGUCCGAAGAUAGUAUGCUCAGACAGGGUGGGCACAUAUUUACAGAGCAGCAAGGACCAAACUAAAAUGACGAAGAUGUUAAACAUAUCAUCGGAAUACAACGCUCACAACAUCAGCACCCUUUGCAACACCGACAAUGACAGCAGCUACUCCAUCAACGUCAGCUGCGGCAUGAGCGGUGUGGUGACCCCAGCUGCCCCCACUGCAGACCUCGGCGACAUUUGGACUCCUGACGUCAUCCAGCGCGUGGCGUCGCUGGCGCUCAUCAUGGUGCUCACCCUGGUGGGCAACACCGUCAUCAUCGUGGUUCUGACGUGCAGCAGGUACAGAAAGCGGAACAGCCGAGUCAACAUCUUCAUCAUCAACCUGGCCAUCGGGGAUCUGGCCGUGUGUGUGUGCACCAUGACGACGGAGAUCCUUUUCGUCGCCUUCGGCCAGUGGGUGUUGGGGGCCGCUGCCUGCAAGAUCCUGACUUACCUGCAGAUCGUCACGCUGGCCAGUACCACCUUCAUCCUCUCCUCCAUGAGCUUCGACAGGUACCUGGCCAUCUGCAAGCCACUGAAGUACCGCAACACCACGUCCACAGCCAAGAAGUUCAUCGCGCUGUCCUGGUUCCUUGCCUUCGUCUUCGCCGUCCCACAGCUCUUCAUCUUCGUCCAAACCACUGACGUGAAGGAAGCGGGCAUCCAGCAGUUUGAAUGCAAAUCGAAGGGCUACACCAGCGAGUGGCAGCGCAAAGUCUACUUCUCAUUCAUGACCAUGUACAUACUGGUGAUCCCGGUCAUCCUUAUCACCUUCUGUUAUUCCAGCAUCGUCUGCGUUGUGUCUAAAGUGGGACGUGACGUGGAGGCUUCCGCCAAGGCCAACAACUGUGGUCUCCGGCGGUGUAGGAGACAACUCCACCUUCCGAGGGCGAAAAUCAAGACGUUAAAAAUGACUUUCGCCAUCAUCACCACAUUUGUCUUGUGCUGGACACCUUACUUCGUCACCACCCUCAUCCGCAUUUACAGCGACUACAAGGUGAAGAUCUCGCCGUCUGUCAUCGCGUUCGCCGAGACCAUCGCGCUGUUGCAGAGCGGCCUCAACCCUCUGCUAUACGGCUGCUUCACCCUCAAGAUGAGGCGGGGCCUCAUUGAGAUCUUCUGUCAGUACAGACUCAAAACCCUUCGCAGGGCUCCUAGCUUCAACAAAAGUGGCGGAAUAACGGAGUGUAUUUCUAUGACUGAGGACGCUGCCAACGGACAGUUACUCCACGGCGACGGCGCUGCCAAACGGAAUUGUUCAGGACGCAUGCGCGACAACGGUUCCAACGGCUCCAACAGCAGCAGUUCCGCCGACGCCAAAUCGCGCACGAUGAUUACGGAGGAGAAUAAGAAUGGAUUUCGUCUCCGGGUGAGAUUUGCGCAAAAGGAAUGCACAGGUGCGGCGACUGGCAAGUUUCCCGAGAAACUUCUGAAUAACGAGGACGUGGAACAGGACGAAGAGCCGAAACCGCCGAAGCAUUCUUGCUUGAAGCACUCUUCUGCCCAGCAUUACAAAUGAAUUACACUACAGAUGUGUUAGCCAGUAUCGUGGUAAAUAAAAUAAAAUAAAAUAAUAAUCAAGGGAGGGAAUAGCGUUUCACGCAGCGCCAGCAGCGAGGCCCACAACCAUCUCGUCCCCCACCGCCACAUCCACGUCCAACCAUGCAAAAGGGUGCUGCAGGCAGACACAGAAUGGCCGAGACAAAAUGUGAACCCAGGACACUUGAUCUUGUCUGAGCUACUGGCAGGUGUAUAACCAUCGAGCCACCGGAUAAUUCACAUCGGGUCUCGUCGUACUAAAGAUACGUGUGGACUGCAGUACACAAACAGGAGAAUUCGACCUCACCAGUCGCAGAUUUCAACUACCACCCUCUCCAUUCUCAAGUAAAACACGGAUUGGAUUGUCCAGCACGUGAUCAAAGCUUGGUCUUUCUCAAAAUGAUGACUGCAGCCAUGUGAUUAUUGCGGCGACAGUACCCGUGCAUUUUGGUGGUGUCGUACCCCAUGCUGCUACCCUUGUGAAGGCACGUGGGGGAAUGAAUCCUCUUA
Molecule: messenger RNA, 2099 nt
Organism: Pomacea canaliculata
Lineage: Eukaryota; Metazoa; Mollusca; Gastropoda; Architaenioglossa; Ampullariidae
Product: gonadotropin-releasing hormone receptor-like
Biological process (GO): G protein-coupled receptor signaling pathway
Cellular component (GO): membrane
Molecular function (GO): G protein-coupled receptor activity; peptide binding
Source: RefSeq, a predicted model, not a curated record